AUCUUGAUCGUGGUAAUGGCUCCAUGGCGGUCACAUGUCAAAUUGUGCUCUAAAUAUGUGCCAUUUAUCCCAGUCAAUUAUAUCCGAUUGUUUUUCAAGAUAAAGUCAGGUGACUUAGAGCCCAGGAUCACCCAGUCGGGAACUGGGGGCGUGAUUCAGAAGGGCCAGCCAUCGGGAGCGGCUCUCUGGCCCAGGAAAGUGCUGGAAGGCCCCGAGCUGCGCGCGGCCGCCGUUAAUCAUUACCAGUGGGCGGCCCGAGCGCGGCUCCGCCCCGGGGCAGCCUCCAGAGCGCCCCGCGCGCUCGCCGUGCCUCCGCCACCUGCUGCCCGCCCGGCCACCUGCCCGCGCGCCGCGCCCGACAUGGCUGGCAAAGCACACAGGCUAAGUGCUGAGGAGAGAGACCAGCUGCUGCCAAACCUGAGGGCUGUGGGGUGGAAUGAGAUGGAAGGCCGAGACGCCAUCUUCAAGCAGUUCCAUUUCAAAGACUUCAAUAGGGCUUUUGGCUUCAUGACCAGAGUGGCCCUGCAGGCAGAGAAGCUGGACCACCAUCCUGAGUGGUUUAACAUGUACAACAAGGUGCACAUCACCCUGAGCACCCAUGAAUGUGCGGGCCUUUCAGAACGGGACAUAAAUCUGGCCAGCUUCAUCGAACAAGUAGCAGUGUCCAUGACAUAGACCCUGCCCUUCUUUGCAUUCUUCAGGGGAAGGGCGGGUGACUGAACUGGGAAUCCAGGUAGGGAGCCCUUGGUCCCUGAGACUGCUGAAGUCGUCCCUCCUGUGUCCACCCUUCUUGCCUCCAUGUAGGGGCAGAGUCCAUGUUGUGGGAAGAUGGCAGCGUCACUGCCAACACCAGGAACUGAGCCCCUUCCCCUCUGCCACUCUUCAUCCUUGGGCUAUUACAUUAGAGUGAGCCCUUCCUUUCCUGGCAGGUUCCCAACAACAAUAGUGAUUUGCUUCCCAGGAUGUGUCUUGAUCCCAAAUCCGUUUCCCAAGCAGCUGUGACACAGGGUGAAAUAAAAUCCUAUCUUAGGAAA
Marmota monax (woodchuck) is the source of this 1034-nucleotide messenger RNA. It is a transcript of the gene Pcbd1, whose product is annotated as pterin-4 alpha-carbinolamine dehydratase 1. Gene Ontology annotation, molecular function: 4-alpha-hydroxytetrahydrobiopterin dehydratase activity. NCBI's taxonomy places the organism in Eukaryota, Metazoa, Chordata, Mammalia, Rodentia, Sciuridae. Bases 16 to 675 code for a protein of 219 amino acids. The record is from RefSeq and is a predicted model, not a curated record. Gene Ontology annotation, biological process: tetrahydrobiopterin biosynthetic process. The transcript is spliced from 4 exons.